AUGCCAACGUGCGACGGCGACCAUAUGCAAGAACACCUCAGCAUCACGCUCGAAGAAGCUCAGGGUGCGAAAGCGGAAGAGGCGGGCAUCGGCGACGGUGAUAUUAGGCCAGCGAGGCUUCAGGACAUCACAGCAGCCAUCGCAGCAGCUUCAAUUACGUCCGAUACCGUCGAACCGGCCAUCUCGCACACCUCAAGCGACCAGACUGCUGUCGCUGCAACCUUCUCCGCGGUCGCAGUACGAACGCCAAGCCCUGACUGCAAGUCGGGAAUGACGACAUCAGAGUCCAUGGGUUGCCUCUGA
Baudoinia panamericana UAMH 10762 is the source of this 303-nucleotide messenger RNA. RefSeq lists its product as uncharacterized. The coding region runs from base 1 to 303 and encodes 100 amino acids. The record is from RefSeq and is a predicted model, not a curated record. The transcript has 2 exons. Lineage: Eukaryota; Fungi; Ascomycota; Dothideomycetes; Mycosphaerellales; Teratosphaeriaceae.